Molecule: messenger RNA, 2596 nt
Organism: Sarcophilus harrisii (Tasmanian devil)
Lineage: Eukaryota; Metazoa; Chordata; Mammalia; Dasyuromorphia; Dasyuridae
Gene: TLCD3A
Product: TLC domain containing 3A
Exons: 5
Coding region: 366-1142 (258 amino acids)
Biological process (GO): lipid homeostasis
Cellular component (GO): endoplasmic reticulum; membrane
Source: RefSeq, a predicted model, not a curated record
GCAGCUGCAGUGCCUUGCGGGCCGCGGCCCGGCCACGUCCCGGGCUCCCGGGCCCCGCCGCUCCUCCUCCGCCGCUGCUAGGUUAGCGGGGCGCCGGCGGCCGCGCUCUCCUCCCGGCCGGGGGCCCCCCCUCCGUGACGCGGGGCCGCGGGCUCCGGGGGCGCCGGGCUGAGGGAGCUCGGGGGUGGAGGAAGGUGGGCGGUGGGAGGAGCGCGGCAGGCUGGACGGGACGGGACGGGACUGGGCGGGGCGGGCCGUGCCGGGCCUGGCCGGGCUGGGCUCCGGAGCGGGACUGAGCCGAGCCGAGCUGAGCCGAACCGAAAGGGCCCGAGCGCAGAGCGGCCGGCCGGGGACCCGCUGCGCCAAUGCCGCUGACGCUGGUCUUCUUCUCCUUCUCCUUCCCCGGCUUCUUCGUGCUCUGCGCCUGGGGGCUGCACCGAGCGCUUCCCCAAUGGACCGUCCUCGACUGUUUGACGUUCAGCAACAGGCUCGUUUCUUCCAUCCAGGCUGUCCUGGCCUCUAGCUCCGGGCUCCUCAUUGUUCUGUCCUGCCCUGAUGUAGUCUCUUGCAGGCACUGGCUUGCCCGAGAAUAUGUGUGGGUUUUAAUUCCGUACAUGACUUACGACCUUGGCGCCAUGUACAUUUGCUACUGGUACCGAAACCGAGGCAAGGAUAAGAAGCACACUCUCGCCAUCUUUAAGAGGUUCCUCAAGCACGAUCGCCUCAUGCUCACGCACCAUAUCUUCAUUCUGGUUAUUCUUGUACCCAUUGCACAGGUACUACGGGGAGAACGUGGUGACUUCUUUGUAGGCUGUAUCUUCACAGCAGAAUUCAGCACCCCGUUUGUGUCACUGGGCAGAAUUCUGAUCCUGCUGAAGAAACAAGACACAUUCUUGUACAGGCUGAACGGCGCGCUGACCCUGGUGACCUUCUUUGUCUUCCGCAUCCUCAUCUUCCCCUUCAUGUACUGGUCCUACAGCCGGGAGGAGAGCCUGAGCUUGUGGGAGACGCCGUUCCGCAUCCCCUUCUUGUGCAACGUCAUCAACGCCUUCCUCAUUGCGCCCCAACUUUACUGGUUCGCUCUGCUCUGCAGGAAGGCGGCCCAGAUGUUCAACACUUCCCAGGCCAAAAAAGACAGUUAGUGGUGCCCGUGACCCAGAGCGAGCAGAGAAAGGCGUCUCCCCCCCCGGCCGCCUCUGCACCCCAUGGAACCGUUCGGGCCUUGGAUGGGCUCUGUCUUGUGGGAGUCAAUAAGGAGCAGACGGGUCGGGUUUUAUAAGGAACAAUCACGUUCUCUCUCCACUCUGCUUUUUUUUUUUUUUAACAGAAGCACAUUCGCACAACUACAAAUCGUGUUGUGACUUAUGAGGAGCUAAGGGGUCUGGCUUAUGACCACCCAAGGCUGGGACGGAUUUUGUGGCGGGGUAUAAGCUCGAGCUGAGCCACAGAAGUCCUGGGGGAAGAGACCCGGUGAUGAGCUAGCCUCUGCUGGGCUAUUUGCGUGCUGGCUUUACAGCCUGCCUUUCACACAUCCUUCUGCUCACCUCCUUUGAUCAAGGAACAGCCAAUUCUGGGCCAAUAGGACCAAAGCAACAUUUUGCUGAUUUACUUGUGUACAUUGUGGGAAUAGGGCCAGAAGACCUGGGGCUACAUUUUACUUUUUUCUUUCCUAGGCUGACAUUGUAAGCCUCAGAUGCCCCAUUUCCCUUUACUCUUACCCUGGUGCCAGUGUUUUGACACUCACUUCCACCUCCCCUGGGCUGGGAUGGAAGGGGAAUACUACCGAGGAGCCAGCAAUUUUUAUGGGAUUGCCAGUUGUAUCUGUUUCAACUUCGCAAGCCAAAUUAGAGAAAUCAGGACCAACUGGCAAACCAUAUUCUCCCGACUGCUCCCUUGCACCCAGUCUGUUCUGUCCGUAUGCAAAGGACUGCCUGACAUCUAGUAAAACAACAGGAUUUUAACCUCUUCCCAGCCUAUGCCUUACAUACUUACCUAGAUGAGACUCUAGUGGCCUUAAAAAAAUUCACGUCUGGACUACUGAGUGUUUUUUCCUAUGUUCCUUAUAACUUAGUGUUCUAACCAGGAGUCCUUGACAACUUAACUACCUUCAAAAGGAGUCUAAUACAAAUAUCCAAGCCAAAAGGAUCACUGGCUACCUUCCCACCCCUCCUUAUGGCUAACUAUCCUUGUCACCAGCCCCCUUUCAAGAGGGAAGUCCAAGUGCCAACUCUUAAAACAUUUCUCAGAAAAAUAGGAUGUUUUAGUCAUUAUGCUAUGGUAAAGUGUUUUUUAUGUUAGGAUUUUUAAAAAUAAGGUGGCCUUCCCAUCAGUUGUGAUUCCAUUGUCUUUUAAAAGUGGUAGCUGACUUAACAGCAAGGACUUGUUUCAGACUCUUGCUGUCUCAGUCUGAUGGGUGCUGUCUGUUUUUCUGAACCUUCUAAAAUGCUAUACAAGUUGUAGAAGCUUGUUUUGGUGUUGUGUUUACUGAUAAUUUAACUGAAAGAAAAAAUUCCCUCAAGGAGAUUAUAUUAUAUUAAUGUUUUUCCUAUUUACUCUCAUUGUGAAAGACAUCAAUAAAGAUUUCUUUUUAAAACCA